Messenger RNA from Raphanus sativus (radish), 1553 nucleotides. RefSeq names its product putative F-box protein At3g23960. Gene Ontology annotation, molecular function: protein binding. Lineage: Eukaryota; Viridiplantae; Streptophyta; Magnoliopsida; Brassicales; Brassicaceae. The record is from RefSeq and is a predicted model, not a curated record. The transcript has 2 exons. Bases 200 to 1378 code for a protein of 392 amino acids.
ACUGCACUCACUCUCUUUUAUCUUCCCCCGACAAAUGAUUUUGGGGAUAGUUCUAGUCUAACCCUAACUGAGAUUUACGAUUGUUCUGACUGCAAAUCCGUGUCCAAAAAUUCAACCUCUAGUGACAGCGAAUUUCGAGAGACAAAACAUACUUCACUCCUUAGGUGAACACAUAACAACAUUCUCAAAAGUACUCGCUAUGAAGCGGCAGAAGGGUGGUGGUCUAAGUAUUUCUCAUCGCGUUACGCGAUCCACGACCACAUUUGAUCGAAACUCACUCACGCUUCCCGUUGAGAUCGUAACAGAGAUAUUCUUGAGGUUACCGUUGAAGUCUAUAGCGAGAUGUCGCUGCGUAUGCAAGCUCUGGUCCUCCGUGAUUCGCAGCCAAGACUUCACAGACUCCUUCUUCACCAAAUCAUGUUCUCGGCCUCGGCUUCUUUUCGUCUUCGACGAUGAAGAUGAAGGAGAGAUUCACUUCUUCUCGUCAUCUCAGCCUAAAGACAAUUCGUAUGUCGUUGCCACCAAUCAUAUUGCACGUUCCCCAGAUUACUAUAAACUGUUUGGUUGUACCAAUGGCUUCUUCUGUUAUGGAGCUAGACAAGGCAGGAACAAACCAGUGCUUGUCACGGUGAUAUAUAACCCCAGCACAGGACAGUCCUUUACAUUACCAAGACUGAACCCAAAGUUGAGAUACGCAGUGCGAAGCUAUCUUGGAUAUGACCCCAUUGCAAAACGGUUCAAGGUAUUGUCUGUAUGUGAUGAUGGUAAGGAGUUCCAUGUUCUGACAUUAGGAACCAAGAAACUGUCAUGGAGGGUGGUCGAAUGUUGCAUCCCACACUGUUCUUCUCAUAAGUGGAUAUGCAUCAGUGGCGUUUUGUACUAUAUAGCUACAGAAUCCACGUCUUCAGUGGAAUCUAUGGUAGUUUGUUUUGAUUUGAGGACUGAGAAGUUCAGCUCUGUGAAGCUCUUGGGAGGUUCCAAUAAAACACUGCCUGAUUCAACAACUAUGAUAAAAUAUGAUGGCAGAUUAGGUUUGCUUAUGUCGUCAUCUGAAGAUUCUGGGUAUGUUAGUCGAUUAUGUAAAAGUUUUAAGCUGUGGGUUCUUCGAGAUGCUGCAAAACAUGAGUGGUCCAAGCGUGUAUACGUAUUACCACCUCUGUGGAAGGAUGUAGUUUCAGAGGACAUGUUCAUUGCUGGAAUGGUUGGUACAAGUGAAAUCGUCUUAUCCCCAUUCCACCAAGAAGUGCCUUCCUAUGUCAUCUACUUCAACGUGGAGAGCAAGACGGUCAGAAAAGUUGGAAUCCAAGGAAUGGAUGCUUUUCAGGGUGAGAUGAUAAACACCCAUCUCAACUAUGUUGAGAAUGUGGAGCUUCUUUAAGCAUUUCAAGUUAGAUCUAGUGUAGUAAGAGAGAGGCACAAGUUUGCUUAAGCUUGCCAGAGAAUGAUGUUUGUCCAGACCCUUGUAGAAGAUGAUAUGGUAGAUCACAAGUUGUAAACCUAUUUCUUUUGCUGUUUAAGUUUGUGUGGAGUAGAAUCUUAUCAUUAAGUCUAAA